UAAAAUAAGAAUAAAUUAUUUAGCAUGAAAUACAAAAAGAAUGUAAACAAAUAAAAGGAAAAACCAUUAGUUAAGGAAUUGUCGAAACGCUUCUGCACUGAAAAGCGAAUAGUUUAAAGCCAAGCUAAGUAAAUUUUGAGAACUUCUAGCAUUCGUAGCAUAUUUGCAAGCAUUUCAAAUGUGUAGCCAAAUUCUGGGAUAAAUUGAGACAAAAUAACUGUGAGCAUUUUAGCAAGGAAGCAAAAAAAAAAAACAAUAAAAAAUUAAUAACAAAUACAAUUUAAAACUAAAAAGAAACGUUAAUGAAUUAAUAGAAAAAAAUUUGAAAUAACAAAGACCUUAAGCUAGGGGCCGCAAUGGGGACGUCUAUAAACUGGUAUCAAUUAUAAACAAAAAAUAAUAAUAAUAAAUGAAAAACAAAAACAAACAAAAAAAAAACAAAAGAAAAAAUAAAAUUGAAAGGCGUUUCAAUGUGGGGCCAGCCAAUAGGACAACCACAAAAUCAUCCAUUCACACAUACAUAGCACACACACUCACAGUCACAGAAUUCAUGGUGUUGGCAAAUCGCAUCUAGCAUAAGAGGUUUAGCAUAAUGCUUUAAGUCACGAGCAUACUAGGUACUAAGUCAUCAUGGAGCGACGUGGACGCAUUCCAGUGGCAAAGUUUCGUACGCAGGAGGCCAAGACGCGCAGUCGGAGUCGUGUGAAGGAGCCAGAUUACAAUGAACAGGAUCCAGAGCAUGAUAUGUUUACGCUGCUGGAGGACAACAUUGCACUGAAAGAAGAGAACAAGGCGCUCAAGCUUGAGAUUGAAUCACACAAAACCACGCAGGAAGAACAACAGGCACAACACGAAAAGCUAUGUGUUCAAAUGGAACUGCUGCAGAAGCAGCAGGUAAAAUUUGAGUCAGACAUCAAGGACCUCACUGUCAAGUUCAAUAAAACAUUGAAUGAGCGCAAUGCGCUCGACAAGCUUCACAAAAUGAAGGUCGAUCAAAUAAACAAUCUCUCAACCGAACUGGAUCACAUGCGCGAAAAGCAGGUGGGACAACAAGGUGGUGCCUCACUCGUCGGUUCUGUGGAGCUAAGGCGUAAGCUGCUAAAGAUCUUACAACAGGACAGCGGCGACAUUGCUAACGAUUUGGACAGUCUGGUCGAUGUUGAUGCUAAUCUGGAUGUGCCCAUCACCAAUGGCCAUGUGGAGCGGCUAGUGUCUGAAUUUUUUACACUCAAACAUGCCACCAAUGCCGUCGAGCUGCAGCUGUAUGAAGCCAACGAGAAGAUAGCGGAGCUAGUCGAGCACCAACACCUACUCGAGGAGGAGAACGAAACGCUGCGCACCGAGAACGGCAAUUUGACUAAGGUGGCCAAGCUCCUGACCGACAACAUGAAGGAGAGCGUGGAGACAAGUCAAAAAAUGGAGGCAGCUUUGAUAAGAUUGAAGCAGAGGAAUGAUGAGCUAACUGCCAAUGUACGCGAUCUUCCCGAUGGACAGCCACAGGCAACACCCUCGCCUACAACUUUGCAGUCGCAGGUCGAAUUCGAGGAGAUUACGGAUCAGGUACAGCAUCAGGCGCGCGAGCACAACGAGCGCAUUGUGGAAAUGAAAAACCUUAUGGAUGCGGCUAUUGCAAAAACUACUAACGAUGAACUAAAAAAAUUACAACUUAAGUUGGAAAUACUCGAGGAGCAGCUGCAUCAGGCGCUAACACGCGCCGAUCUGGCCGAGGAGCAAUUGGCACGCUACCAGCAAGCAGAACAACACGCAACAAGAGUUGCAACAGCUCCACCUGCACCAGCACCACCACCACCACCACCACCGCCCCCACCCAUGCCCGCCAAAGCGCUUUAUACAGCAGCGACGGGAGUGGGUCCGUUUGGUGCUGCUGGUGAGCAUGGGGAUGCUGGCAGCUUCAGUCAGCACAUAGCCGCGCAUAAUUUGCACAAAGGCCUCGGCGAUAAGAUUAUCGACAACGUCAAGCAACAGGUACAGGUGCAGGCGGCAACAGGUCUUGACGCUAUAGUGCGCGAAUUUAAAUCUGGACGCGUAACGCUGCGCCGCAACCGUCGCAAAACCAAUACGAGCGAAGCUCUGAAGGAAAUGUUCCAAGUACUCGAGAUAAGUCAGAAGCAGAAUCGCAACUCAAAGAUAUGUGUCGAUCUGAAUACAACAUUAUAAGACUCUCUAUGUCUCUUUUACUUUGGUCUCAAAUCUAAAGUCUACGCUAUGCUUUAACAACGAAACAUUCCGUGCAUUUGAAUAUUUAUUUAUUAGCUGCUAUUUAAUUCAUUAAUUGUGCCUUUCCCUGGGGAAAACAAAAAACAAAAAGCCAUUCUUUAUCUGUAUCAAAUUGUCCUAUUACCUAACAUGUA
Molecule: messenger RNA, 2372 nt
Organism: Drosophila hydei
Lineage: Eukaryota; Metazoa; Arthropoda; Insecta; Diptera; Drosophilidae
Product: shootin-1
Exons: 8
Coding region: 631-2178 (515 amino acids)
Source: RefSeq, a predicted model, not a curated record